UCUCAUUCGUCGUCGUCUUCCUCUUCAACUACCGAGAAAGAAAACAAACACCAAAAAUAGUUAAAAAACUCUUUCUUCUUUUGUCAAGUUUCUCAGACCAAAAAAAAAAAAAGUUUCUCGGACCAAACCAUGCAUAGAUCCAAAACCCAAUCUAGAAACCCGUCCUUCUCCUCCACUCUCCUCGACGAAAUCUACAACUCCAUCGAUCCCAAAACCCACAAAACCCAACCUUUUCAAAGCUCUGUCAACACCACCACCACCACCACAAAAAAACAGAGCAUCAGCGUAGCCAGAGGGAGAGAUCGGUUGUUCGGCUCUAUGUCGUCUUCCUCCGACUCAAACUCCAGCAUCUUCUCAGCUUCCGACACCGAACUGACUCACCCUAAGAAGAUAACAACGUCUUCGAGGCCGUUGUGUUUCGGUCCUUCCAAGACAAAACCGAGAAAAACAGAGGAUAAUAACAAAGCUCUGUUUCGCCAAAACAGAGCAACCCGUGUUGUUUCCGACGACUACGACGACGUUCCCAAGAUCACGAGGUACGACGAGGAUUGGGAGAGUGCUAGAACCAGAAGAUCCAAAAAGAGCUCGAGCGAUCUAAAGAAGCCGAAAACUCCAGCUUCGCCUGGUGUGCGUAUCGUUAACUUCAUCAACUCUCUGUUCAGCAACAACGGUUCUUCGAAACAAUCUUCCUCGGCGGUUAAGAGCUUUCCGAGGAAGAUGAGAUGUGACGUUAUUACUAAACCGACUGAUUAUCAUUAUCAUUAUCAUCCGUCUACGACUUGUUCUACGACUUCUUCCUUCUCCAGGUCUUGUCUGAACAAAAGCUCCGAGAGACAACCAUCUUCUGACCGUAUCAAACGAAGCGUUAGGUUUUCUCCGGUCAAUGUGAUCGUCACCGCGGAAGAAGAUGAUUAUCUCAGCAACGGUUACAUAAGGAAGUCUGUGAAGAAGAAUGUGGAAGAUGGAGGGAGGAGGUCAGUGGAGGAGAUUGCUAGAGAGUUUCUGAGAGAUUAUCACAAGAACCAUGAGAACAGUUUGGUCAAGAAUAAUGUUUUCGAGGAUUAUGGAGAUGAAGAUGAUGAUGAUGAUGAUGUGGCAAGUGAUUCGAGUUCGGAUUUGUUUGAGCUGGAUUUAGCUGGGAGUCACCAUCAUCAUAACCUGUAUGGAGACGAACUUCCUGUGUAUGAAACCACUUUUGCUGGUCUGAUCUUGUGAAGCCUUUUUUCUUUAUUUUGUUACUUUUCUUUAGGCUUUGUUUUUUAAUGUUUUAAGAUCAUGUGAUUCUUCACAUGUGUUUGGUUUUGUAACUAUAUGUUGGGUUUAAAAUUUAUGUUUGUAAAAA
This is a messenger RNA of Raphanus sativus (radish), 1342 nucleotides long. RefSeq names its product protein BIG GRAIN 1-like D. The record is from RefSeq and is a predicted model, not a curated record. NCBI's taxonomy places the organism in Eukaryota, Viridiplantae, Streptophyta, Magnoliopsida, Brassicales, Brassicaceae. Gene Ontology annotation, biological process: auxin-activated signaling pathway. Bases 130 to 1215 code for a protein of 361 amino acids. The transcript has a single exon.